This is a messenger RNA of Cooperia oncophora, 273 nucleotides long. The record is from the annotation of a GenBank genome assembly. NCBI's taxonomy places the organism in Eukaryota, Metazoa, Nematoda, Chromadorea, Rhabditida, Trichostrongylidae.
AUGGUGAACGGAUUCGGUCCAACCGGCGUCGAAGGUUCGUUCCGGAGGUCCUGCGAAGCAACGUUGCGAGUGAUGAGAGAUAACAAGGACACAUUACUCACCGUUAUUCAAACAUUCGUCCACGAUCCGCUGUUGGAAUGGAUAAACACCGAGGCACGAGCUCAGCAGAACAAAGGGCGUGGUCAGUUGAAACUUCAUGCACCGUCGACGGAAAGUGUACAGUUGAUCCUAAAACGUCUCGAAGGCCAUAUCGUGUCCCCUGAGUCUGUCUAA